AUGUACUUCAACAGNGACGACUGGACAAUUCUUGUCGCCGCCAUACUCUACAUCGGCUUCUGCAUCAUCGCUUUUGUCCUUGCCAAUGAGGAAGCCGCCAACCCUGUCUUCUCUGCCGAGACUGGCGAAGGCGUCAUAACCACUCUUCUGUGUGGUGAAGUCGUCUUCCAAGCCACCUGCCUGGUCUUCAAGCUCUCCCUCACGAUCUUCUUCCGCAAGUUUCUCAUCGUUGAAUGGCAACGAUGGCUUGUGUUAGCUUGCGGCUUCUUCUAUUGCUCUACUUGCGUCGUUGGAAUCUUCCUUGCCCUCUUCCAGUGUGGCCUACCUACGGAUCUCAUUCACAAGCACUUGACGGGCCAAUGUGUUAAGCUGGAAGCAUUUACGGCAUUGUUGUAUGUCCACGGCAUUCUAUCGGCAGUAACAGACUGGAUUUUCGCGUUAUUGCCCACCAUAACGCUCUACCGUUCGAACCUCAGUCGCGCGGCNAAAAUUUCCUCGUCUUGUCUUAUGCUGCUUGCCUGCGGAGGCUCCUUAGCCGCCGUUGCUCGCACGGCUACCACUGGCACAUAUUUGCUUCGGGAUGAGUACUUUGAUCCUAACCUACGUCCCAACUACUAUGCAAUCUCGGCACCCAUGAUCAACCUCACCGUAAUUGAAGUAGGGUUGGGAAUCACUGCCGUCUCAUUGGCAUGCUUACGCCCACUGAUGAGACGCGCAAAAGUUGUAGGACUACACCUCACCUCGCGGCUUAUGGGUUCAGACAUGUCAAAAACAGAGAUCACAGAUGAAGAGGCGACUGUAAACUUGGUCGUUGUCAACACGAAACAAAUGCAUGGUCCUGUGCCUACUGGAUCUUGUUGGAACAGAACUCCAGCUUUGGGAGCAGCAUCGAAUGCGCCACCGGAUCUUGAAGCCAGUUGGAACAAAACUCCAGCGCUGGGCACACCAAAUCCGCUUGAAGCUAGUUGGAACAAGACUCCAGCCUUGACAGACGUAACAAGUGCGCCACCUCUUGGUGCUAGUUGGAGCAAGACACCACCUUUGGACAGUAUAACAACUCCGCUAUCCACUUUGGGUGCCAGCUGGAGCAAGACUCCGCCUCUAAGUGCAACAAUUCUGCCACCUCUCGGCUCGAGCUUCUAUCAAACUCCAGCGGCUGGAGCUAUAGAGCCUCCACUAUCUCUUGGUGCGAGCUUCAACAGAACUCCAGCUAUAGCAGGCUCGAUUGAUGAGGAGAACGAGAAAUCAAGUUGGAAACGGAUGCCACGACGAAAAGAUAAAUCUACACCAGAGAUAACGAAUAUAUGA
Messenger RNA from Aureobasidium musti, 1308 nucleotides. Lineage: Eukaryota; Fungi; Ascomycota; Dothideomycetes; Dothideales; Saccotheciaceae. The record is from the annotation of a GenBank genome assembly.